CUUCUAAUUUUCAUUUUCUUGCCUCUUCCCUUCUCCUUCUCCUUCUCCUUUUUCCGCAAAUAACAUCUCUUUUUAAGUUUCUUCUCCUUUUAUUUUCUUUUUUCUUUCUUCUUUUACAUUCUCCUCUUUAUAUUUUCAUAAAUUACCUUUAAUCAUCUUCUUUCUUUUCACUCUUCUCUCUUUUUUGUUGAAUUUUUAUUAUUUAACAUACUAAUAGUUCUUUUUUUUUUUUUUUUUUUCAGAUUUUUAUACAUUGAUUAUGAAGUAAUGUGAGGGCGUCAUUUGAGAAUUAGAUAAAAUUAGGAGGGAUUUUCUAUGGGAUGGGACUCAAAAGAAUAGGAGUAUAGCAUGGGUUAAGUGGGAGAAAGUAUGCAGUCGCAAGCUUUUAGGGGGUCUGGGCAUUAAAAAUCUAAGCUUGUUUAAUAUUGCUUUGCUUGGCAAGUGGCGGGGGCGGUUGUUAGAUAAAGGGGAGGGCUUGUGGAAAACGGUUUUAAUAGAAAAAUAUGGGAACAAAGAGGGGAACUGGAUACAUAGUCUAAGAGUAGAAAGAAUGGCAGGAUCUAGCUGGUGGAUGCAUAUUUGUAAAGUGGAUAGGUUUGUGAGGAAUGAGGAAGGGUGGUUAAGCUCUGGUUUCUCCGUGAUUCUAGGAGAUGGUGGAAGUACAAGAUUCUGGAGUGAUAUUUGGGUGGGGCGUUGGGAAUUAUCUAACAAAUUAAAGUGGAGAAGGCAGCUAAGAGCCUGGGAAGAGGAUUUGGGGUCACAGCUGAUGGUAGUUAUUGAGGGACAGCAACCGAAAUAUGGAAAGCAAGACGAAUGGCCCUGGAAGAUGGGCAAAACAGGGCACUACACUGUAAAGACAGUGUAUGAGAUUCUUGCAAAUAGAGAGGAGGAUGUGGUGGUGAACUAUAAAAAGCUGUGGAAGUCCUCAAUACCAUCCAAUGUUAGUGUUUUUUCUUGGCAAAUGCUCCAGGACAGGUUACCUACUAAGGAUAAUCUAGUAAAGAGAGGGGCGCUAACUGUAAACCAAGAUAGUAGCUGCUGUUGGUGCGCUACUGCUGCGGAGAAGGUGGAUCACUUUCUGCUGAAUUGUGAUUUUGCCUAUAAUAUUUGGAUGCGGGUUUGUAGGUGGUGGGGGUUGACAACUGUUUUGAGUAACACCUGUUUGUCUAUGUUUCACCAACACUGGUGGAAAGGAGGAGGAAAAAUGAUAAAUAAAGCUUGGAUGGCAGUUUGGUUUGCUGCGUUGUGGACUCUGUGGCUAGGUAGAAAUGAUAAGGUUUUCCAAGAUCUUGAGGCCAAUGCAGAUAAGCUAUUCGAUUUGAUUCAAAUUAGAUCACUGCAUUGGGUAAAAGGAAAAAUAGGAUUGGAUAAUAUUGAUUUAACAGAUUGGAGAAGCAAUCUUUUAAAGAGUCUAAAACACAGGAGGCCCACAUUUUGAGAAAAAUAGUUGGAUAUGUACUGUUAUUAAGUAUAUCCAUAAUAUUUAAUGUACAUAGAUAGGAGUACUUUUUUUUUUUUUUUUUGAACAUUUUGUUAUGGAUCGGCUCAAACCGUUGCUUUGGGGAGGGGAGUAUAAACCUUAUAAGAGUAG
Messenger RNA from Rubroshorea leprosula, 1591 nucleotides. Lineage: Eukaryota; Viridiplantae; Streptophyta; Magnoliopsida; Malvales; Dipterocarpaceae. The record is from the annotation of a GenBank genome assembly.